CGCGCGAUCGCCGGGCGACGAGGACGGUUUGACGCUCAGCGGGUAUGACGUGACAUGUUCCGGGACGUGCCCGUGGCCGUGCUCCGCCCCUCCGCCGGGCCCCCGCGCGGGGUCGGCCCCACGGGGCCCCACCAGGGCGCCUUCUGUGUCGACUCGCUCCUGUCGUCGAGGCCGUCCCGGUCGCCGGCGUCGGCGUCCUCGGACGACGCCACCUCCUCGGACGAGCGGCCCCCGAGCAGCGGCGGCGGCUCGACGCCGUCCUCCCUCAGCACGCUGGUCGCGGCCGCGGGCCUGAGCGGCUUCCCCGGCGGCGCCCUGGGCGGGCUCGGCCUCGGGAUGCCGCCGUCGUCGGAGCCCCCGCCCAAGCCCACCCCGGCGCUCAAGUUCAGCGUCAGCGCCAUCCUGGGCUCCUCGGACCACCAUCACCACCACCACGCGCCCCGGCCGUCGCCCUCACCAGACUCGGUGUUCUCAUCGCCGCCCUUCUUCGGGUUCGGCUACAGCGUGGGCGGCGCGGGGCAGCCGCAGCAGCAGGGCGCCGGCAUCGCCAAGCCCAUCCCCAGGCCGGCGGCCGUGUUCAACCCGCACCUGCACCCGCUGCUCAGGAACCCCUACCUCACAGUGUCGCCGGGGGCCGGUCAGGCGGGCGGCCAGGGCCUCGCCCAGGGCGCGGUGUUCCCGCUGCCGGGCUCCUUCCCCUGGGCGCACUCCUCCAGGGGGAAGCCCCGGCGCGGCAUGAUGCGGCGCGCCGUCUUCUCCGACCUGCAGCGCAAGGGCCUGGAGAAGAGGUUCCAGCUCCAGAAGUACAUCUCCAAGCCCGACCGGAAGCGGCUCGCCGACAAGCUGGGCCUCAAGGACUCGCAGGUGAAGAUCUGGUUCCAGAACCGUCGGAUGAAGUGGCGCAACUCCAAGGAGCGCGAGCUGCUGGCGGCGGGCGGCUCCCGCGAGCAGACGCUGCCCAACAAGAACAACCCCCACCCGGACCUGAGCGACGCCGAGGCGGACCGCGCCAAGCUCGAGCUGUCGGACGGGCUGGCGGACGAGGACGGCGGCGCGGGCCUCCACCCGGGCGGCCCGGGCACGCCGCCGAUGACGCCGUCGCCCCGGGACCUGUCCGCUGAGUGCGGGUCACCGCACGACCUGUCCUCCGAGCCCGGUGGCGGUGGCGGCGGCCGGCCGCCCGACGCCGGCGACGACUCCGAGGUCGGCGACGACGACGAGGACGACGACGAGGAGAUCAACGUGACGUGAAGGCCGCCGACGACGACGCCCAUGGAGAAGCAAAGUGCGGUCGCGAUGGACCUCCGUGCCCGUCGUGGCCUCCGAGCCCCGGGCCGGUGCCCCCGGCCGCCCCCCGGGAGGUCCCCGCUGUUAAUUUUUGCCCGCGAGACUGUGUAGCUGAGGGGAGGGUGCGAGAGCAUGCCGCUCGCUCCAACGCGCCGCGCCGCGCCAGAGAGUUUACGAGAGAGAGAGAGAGCGCGAGCGCCACGGGAGCGAGAGAGAAAGAGAGAGGGGGGGAAUUCUCACUUCCUGCCCGCCGAGCCACGCACCGCGCGGCGCGGGGGGAAAAUAAGCUGUCAUUUCCAGCGGAGAGCAUCCGAACACGGCGCGCGGCGGGCUCAGCGGGGUCAGCUCCCUCCAGCCGCCCCCAGCAACGCUCCAGCGCCGCUCGGCCCCUCUCCAGUUCUGUGAUAAACUGAUUAAGUCUCGAGGAGUACGACGAUGUUUGUUUAUUAUUAUUAUUUUUUAGUUGUUUGGUUACCACGACGACGAGCAUGAGCGACGACCUGUGCACUCGCCGCGAGCACCGAAUAAGUCAAGAGUAAAUUGUUUUAGUGCAUGAUAGCGUACAGCUGUUUGUCACUAUGCUGUUCCGUCAAAUCGAUAUGGAAAAGGAACAAUAAACGAUUUAAACAAUGUAAAAAGAACGAUCAGUUGUGCGCCGCACCCCGCUACCUUUGUAAAAACAGAAUAUUAACAUACGUGAUAAAGUUUUGGACGAAGUGUCAUAGCAAUCUUCUUGACCAGUUUAGUGUCAGCGGUAAUUAAAAAGGUCCAUUUGCGCUGUCGUUCGUGUUUCUCACCCAACGUUUUUUUUUUAGAAUAAUGGAAAGAGUUUAACUAUAUUGAGAUUGCGUUAUUAUUAUUAAUAUUAUUAUUAUAUUAUGUAAAAAUUGUAUAAAAUUGACAUGUCAAACUUUUAUCUACUAUGUAGGUACCUAGUAAGAGAACAAGAGGAAGAAAAAAAGGAAAGAAUUAAAAAAAAAUUAAAUCUCUUAGAUUCUUCUGCAAA
Molecule: messenger RNA, 2293 nt
Organism: Frankliniella occidentalis (western flower thrips)
Lineage: Eukaryota; Metazoa; Arthropoda; Insecta; Thysanoptera; Thripidae
Product: homeobox protein DBX1-like
Exons: 4
Coding region: 55-1251 (398 amino acids)
Biological process (GO): regulation of transcription by RNA polymerase II
Molecular function (GO): DNA-binding transcription factor activity, RNA polymerase II-specific; DNA binding
Source: RefSeq, a predicted model, not a curated record